AUGGCAAAGACAUUAGCUCUUCUACUUAUCUGCUUGGCUUCAUGUUAUGCCAAAGGUGUGCUGAAAUACGAACAAGCCCCUAUUGAAGAUGAGACCGAGUUGGUAUUAGAUCUUCUCUCAAAGCCAUUCAUCCCGGAGAGAUUUAAAUCUGCAGAGUUCUUAAAGACAUGGGGUAUCGGAUCCAGGCUGGGCGCAUUCAAAUGGACCGAUUGUGGAGGAGCUGGAGCUAAAAUUCAGAACGUGUCUUUGACCCCAGACCCCCUAAAUUUCCCUGGCACGUUCACACUCGGAUUCAAAGGAACGAUAAGUACAUCUGUCGUCGCUCCCCUAAAGGGCGAACUUUUGAUUGAGAAAAAGGUUGGUUCUACAUACGUCAAGAUUCCGUGCAUAGAUAACUUCGGUUCGUGUACAUAUGAUGACGUAUGCGAAUUACUGGAAAGUGUCACGUGUCCAGACCCAUUCGUGAAAGCUGGAAUCGACUGUCAGUGUCCAUUUAAAACGGGUAACUACAAUGUUCCCUCGGCUUCCUUUGAGGUUGAUGCAUCGGCCUUCCCGUCCGGGGACUAUCGUCUUCGAGGGUCUGCUUCCAAUGGUGGCAAGGUCAUGGCUUGUCUGCAACUUGAUCUAUCUGUUUCAUAG
This is a messenger RNA of Ylistrum balloti, 639 nucleotides long. RefSeq names its product ganglioside GM2 activator-like. Gene Ontology annotation, biological process: lipid transport; ganglioside catabolic process. NCBI's taxonomy places the organism in Eukaryota, Metazoa, Mollusca, Bivalvia, Pectinida, Pectinidae. The coding region runs from base 1 to 639 and encodes 212 amino acids. Gene Ontology annotation, molecular function: enzyme activator activity; lipid carrier activity. Gene Ontology annotation, cellular component: cytoplasmic side of plasma membrane. The transcript has 4 exons. The record is from RefSeq and is a predicted model, not a curated record.